AUGGCGGGGGAUCUGGCGGACCGAUGCAGGCUCAACCCCCUUCCGGUGAGGUUCGACACCUACGUUCGCUGUUGGAGCUUCGAGGUGUCGCCUGGCAUCCUUGCAGAUUCCACCAACAUCCAACUGCGGAGUUGUGAUGGCUGCAAGCAUGUUUGCUAUGCUGAUGGACGUCCAUGCUGCGAAGGACACGAGGAAUGGUCCGGCAACUGGUUCUGCAGAAGGUGCUGGUCUCGGUGGGAGCCCGCUGCCUUCAUGGCUUUUCCCCCGUCUUUAUCGGCUUGGGCCUUGGGAGCUCCGUCUGAUGGGAAUGUGAAUCCACUCGUAAGUGCACAAGGCAGAAAGUUCAAGGGGUUGGGGGCAGGGGCUAGCGGCUACGUGGCCAGAGCACCGUUCUGCUACACGUGCGUCGGCGAUGCCUAUGACCCGAUGACAGAAGUGGAGGAUGCGGUGGACAAAGCUGUUGCGAACAUAUUUGGUAUUUUCGGUGAAGAGCUUGGGCUGCGCGUCGGCGGGUCACUGGCGAAGAACAUGAGUGUGCGAAGAGCGCUGGAUGAGCUCCUGGCUCGUCAGGAGAGCGUGUUUCUGGACCAGCAGAACUGCCAGUGGAUGGACCAUCAGCUUCAACUGGCAUCAGCGAAGGCCGGCUGGCUCACUCGUCGACGGUACCUGGAACAAAUCAGCAUCGAUGAGAAGGCCAUGAGAAGGUCUGCGGAAAUGGAGCUGGAAGCCACGGAACUACGACUUGCCAUGGCAGAAAAGGCUUGCCGCCAGCUGAUGCAGCUCCGGGCCGAGUUCAUCCCGUCGGAGGUUGCGCCGGAAGCACCGUCAUCCCCAUCGGCCAUCCUGCUCGGCAACACGCACCUCCGCGUGCCCCAGGAUGAAGCAAAGAAGGCGUCUGAGACCGAAGAGCCUUCAGGAGAGCCGACGAGCCCCGCAGCAGACACGUCAGCGGACCCCCUGCCGGACGAGUCUUCUGGUGCACCCAGAAAUCCCCAGGCUCGGCUGGUGACAUGCUGCGCCAGAGAAGCUCAGAAUCAGAGCACCUCGCAGAUGACGCCCAAGUGUCGGAGUCGGGGCAUUCCACCGAAUAAAGGAACGCCAUGGAGCCCACUGAGAAUUCUGAAGAUGGCCGUACUCGGCGACUUCACAUCGCCUCAGAUGCUGGAGGGCAUCAGCGAUUGGGGAGGAGUGCAGACGUGGUGGCCGGCGCCCUACUCGCCUUACUCCGAGAACAUGAUGCCCGACAUGACAUCGUCCUACCCGCUGCCUGCCCAGCCGUUUGCCGCGGCAGACUGGAUGACGAUGCCGGACGCAGCUUCCUGUGCAGGCCUUGCUGAAGGCAAGUACGCCGUGCCGAAGCCUUUCAACUUGUGGCAAACUUCGACCGAUGCUUUUGGCCAGCCUGGGACACAAGCUCUCCGCAAAGCCGGAGGAGGGAUUUUUCAAGAAGCCCAGCUCCAGGAUGUGCCCAGUACUUUGCCCGCCGGCUCCGGCCUGGCGCUGUUCGCGGAUGGCACCGUCCCGGCUCGCGAGGAGGCCUCGCUGACUUGCGGGGGUCGCUGGCUUCUGGGCCUGCCUCGGAACGCAGAGGAUUUUGUGCCGUUGUUGAACGAGGUGUGGUUUGCCUUGACAAGUGGUCUCCUACGGAGCCAUUUCGAGGGUCAUGCCGACGUGUGCGGUGUUGCAGUCUCGUUGACGGUGGCAGAUGCCAAAGUGGCUCUGUGGUUGAAGCAUGCGGAGGAAGAGCUUCACGUCCUGGCUGUCGGACAAGUUUUGCUGGACAUGCUUCUAGCAGUCGAAGAGAAGGUCUCCGGAAUUGGCGCCGCAGACAUCCGCAUCAAGUUCGAAGACUUCCAGCGUGGUAGGGUCACGCAGAAACUGCGCGGAGCUUGA
Molecule: messenger RNA, 1893 nt
Organism: Symbiodinium necroappetens
Lineage: Eukaryota; Dinophyceae; Suessiales; Symbiodiniaceae
Source: the annotation of a GenBank genome assembly